AACAACCCUGGUGUUGCAAUGUUCCAGCCUGGAGUCUGCUUGGAUAGCCCGUCAGGGCCACUGGCUCUUUUGGAAGAGCGCCAGCAUUAUAUGACAGCAGGAAUCCAAACAGGGCCAGAAGCAUUGAGACAGAGAGAGAAGAGGACAGAGGCGACAAGAGGCUGGAGACCGUGAAGAUCAGCAUCGAAGUUGGCUUUGGAUCCUUGGCAAACCACCCUCCCGUUUUAGAGAAAGUCGUAAAUCAUGAAACUGAUUACCAUCCUUUUCCUCUGCUCCAGGCUGCUCCUGAGUUUAAGCCAGGAAGUGGUCUCCCAGGAAGUUGACUGCGAUGAUGAGGAUGUGUUUCAGGCCGUGGACGCCGCUUUGAAAAAGUAUAACAUUAGGAACCAGACUGGCAAUCACUUUGUGUUGUACCGCAUCACUGAAGCCACGAAGAUGGUUGGCUCUGAAACAUUUUAUUCCCUCAAGUACCAAAUCAAGGAAGGCGACUGUUCUGUUCAAAGUACCAAAUCCUGGCAAGACUGUGACUACAAGAUGCCCGCUGUGGAGGCCGCCACAGGAGAGUGCACAGCCACCGUGGGGAAAAGAAGUAAUAACAAAUUCUCUGUAGCUACUCAGACGUGCAAAAUUACUCCAGCUGAAGGCUCCAUAGUGACGGCCCAGUACACCUGCCUCGGUUGCGUGCACCCCAUAUCCACUGACAGCCCAGAACUCGAGCCUGUUUUGAGACACGCCAUUCAACAUUUCAACAAUAACACUGAGCAUUCCCACCUCUUUGCUCUUGGAGAAGUAAAAAAAGCCCGAAGACAGGUGGUGGCUGGAUGGAACUUUGAACUUACCUACACAAUUGUGCAAACUAAUUGUUCCAAGAAGAAUUUUCUGUUCUUAACUCCAGACUGCAAAUCCCUUUUGAACGGGGAUGUUGGUGAGUGUACAGAUAAUACGUACAUGAAUCCUGAGCUAAAAAUCGCUGCCUUCUCCCAGAACUGUGACCUUUAUCCAGGGGAGGACUUGGUACAACCUCUUCCCAAGCACUGCCCUGGCUGCCCCCGGGAAAUCCCUGUGGACAGCCCCGAACUGAAGGAAGCACUUACGCAUUCCAUCUUAAAGCUUAAUGCGGAGAACAACUCAACUUUCUAUUUCAAGAUUGAAACUGUGAAAAGAGCUACAUCACAGGUGGUAGGUGGGCAGAAAUUUUAUAUUGAAUUCACAGCCAGGGAGACCACCUGUUCCAAGGAAAGCAACACAGAAUUGACAGAAGCUUGUGAGAUCAACAGCCUUGGGCAAAGUCUAAGCUGCAGUGCUAAUGUUUACAUGAGGCUUUGGGAGAACAAAAUUUUCCCCACCGUCAACUGUCAACCACUAGACAUGAAUAUAAUGAUGAGAAGGCCUCCAGGUUUUUCACCUUUCCGAGCAGUAAAAGUACAGGAAACCAACGAAGGAACAACUGUAAGUUCACCCUAUACUUCCAUGGUACCUGACCAAGAAGAGCAGGAUGCAGAAAAUGAACAAGUACCCAACCAUGGGCAUGGCCAGUUCCAUAAAAAGCAUACAAAACAUGGCAUUGACCGUAGCCAAAAACUUGAGCAUGACCAAGACCAUGGGCACCAAAAGGGGCUUGGCCUUGGUCACGGACAACAACCCAAACUUAAGCAUAUCCUUAAACACCAAAGGGGACAUGGCCUUGGCCAUGAGCAUGAAAUGGAACAUGACCUGUCUCACAAGCAUAGGCAUGGCCGUGGCCAUGGAAAACAUAAAAAUAAAGACAAAAGCACUGGGAAGCUCUCUGAGCAGAAAGCAGAGCAUUGGGCAAGCUCUUCUGAAGAUAGUCCCACAGCUUCUGCACAGAUACAAGAGGCCACAAAGGGGCCCACCCUCCGCCCUCCCCUAGCCUGGCCAGGGGAGACAGUCACCUCCUCUAGCUUUCAGGAUUCCGAUCUCAUUGAAGCUGGGAUGCCUCACAUAGCCCCGUCUCCCACCGAGCUCAGUGAUGACUGGAUUCCUGAUAUCCGGAUAGAACCAGAUAGCCUUUCAUUUAAGGUGAUACCUGAUUUUCCAGAAACAACCUCCCCCAGAUGUCCUGGACGUCCCUGGAAGGCAGUUAGUGAAGAGAAUCCAACCACACAGAUGAAAGAAUAUGAUGAUUUUGAUCUCUCUGAUGCUCUGUCUUAACUUAGGCAGCCAUGGGUGUUCAUUUAACACUUCAUACUCCCCUCUCCCUCAUGCCCAAACACAAAUAUCAAGGUCCUGAUCCAAGACAUCAAACCCAUAGAACUUCAGAACACUCUAGAGAGUCAUGGUGAGCCUCCCAUGGGGUGUGUUGGUGGGGGGAACUCCAUCAGAUUCUACAAACUGAAUGUCAUCAUUUUAAAUCUUGUCUGAGCUUCCCUCAGGGGUUUUUCUAAACUAGCAUUGGAAGCAGCCUACUAUAAUUUGUCUCUGAAAAUGAUUGUGUAUCUUAAAAUGUACAUUAUCAGUUUCCAUACAAUGCUUCUUACCAUUCUGAAUAAAAUGUGAUACCUACUCCCUAAGUAUGUAUGAAAAUCAGGGAAACAGACUAAAUAUGACAUUUUUGUUUGUUUGUUGUCAAGGUAGAGUCUUACUUUAGCCCAGGCUUACCUGGAACUCACAGUGAUUCUCCUGCCUCUUCCUCUCAAACACAAACUGGCCAAAGGGAAGGAAAGAAAAAAGUAAAUUAACUGAUUUUCUGUUUCCAAAACAGAAUAGUUAUGUCAAAGCAUACUCCCUCUGGCCCGGUUAUUCUGAGAAUUCCUUUUCUGUACACAACUAUGUCUUGCAAGCCAAUAUUCUUUAUUUACUCUUUGCCCCCAGGCUUUCAAGUAGCAGUUUUCUGUUUCUUUAUAGCUAAGUUUAGAUAUAACAGUUCUCAAUUUCAGAAGCUCUUAGUCUAAUGAUAAGGGUGAAAAACAGGCUUGCUAAGGCAAUCUUUUCUUUUUAUAAUUGGCAAGGGAACGUAAUGCAAACUUUGUUCACAAUUUUUUUUUUUUUUUUUGAGGUCGGUUCUGACUCUAGCCCAGGCUGACCUGGAACUUACUGUGUAGUCUAAGGCUGACCUUGAACUCACAGUGAUCCUCUUACCUCAGCUACUCUGUUCUGGGUUUAAAGGAUUGUGCCAAUACGGCCUGUUUGCUCACAAAUUUCUGAGCAAAUUCCAUAUCCUCUCUUUAAAAUUGCAUCAUCUUCUUGCUAUGACAUUAGAGGUCAUUGAAUUUUACAACAGAGAAUAAUAUGAUUAUCUUUUAUUACCUUAUAAUGCAAGGAAAAACAUGUAUUUUACAAUGCAUGCUAUACUUUUGCUUUUGUUUUGUUUUUCUGAGUCUCACUGUUGCCCAUUCUGAGCUGAAACUCAUUCUCUAUCCCCAGACUGACCUUGAACUCAUAGCAAUCCUCCUACCUCAGCCUCCUCAAGUGCUGGAACUAAAGGCAGGUGCCAUCACGCUCUGCUCCAGGCUAAACUUUUGCCCAGUGAAACAAAAGACAGCUUCAAGGAGCUAUUCCCCACCUGUUGCUUAUGCCACUGCUAUUUGAAUUUGUGGGAAUCAUUUGAGUCCCCAGUUUUUAUUUCAGUUCAAAUAUUGUCUGCACUCUUUAAUAAAGAAUCCAUGAUACAA
Messenger RNA from Jaculus jaculus (lesser Egyptian jerboa), 3632 nucleotides. It is a transcript of the gene Kng1, whose product is annotated as kininogen 1. The transcript has 10 exons. Gene Ontology annotation, biological process: negative regulation of endopeptidase activity; negative regulation of blood coagulation; positive regulation of cytosolic calcium ion concentration. The record is from RefSeq and is a predicted model, not a curated record. Gene Ontology annotation, molecular function: cysteine-type endopeptidase inhibitor activity. NCBI's taxonomy places the organism in Eukaryota, Metazoa, Chordata, Mammalia, Rodentia, Dipodidae. Bases 244 to 2172 code for a protein of 642 amino acids. Gene Ontology annotation, cellular component: blood microparticle; extracellular region.